Molecule: messenger RNA, 1439 nt
Organism: Andrographis paniculata
Lineage: Eukaryota; Viridiplantae; Streptophyta; Magnoliopsida; Lamiales; Acanthaceae
Exons: 9
Coding region: 210-1430 (406 amino acids)
Biological process (GO): actin filament depolymerization
Cellular component (GO): actin cytoskeleton
Molecular function (GO): zinc ion binding; nucleic acid binding; actin binding
Source: RefSeq, a predicted model, not a curated record
UAGUCUAUAAACCCAAUAAAAUAAAAUCCAAUAAAAACUAGAUGGGCUUUAAAACAUCUAUAGGUCUAUAAUCGAGCCCAAUUAAUAUAUAUUAAUAAAAUUGAAACCUAAAACCCUUGCCAUCAUCGAUUAUCUCGUUUCGACUGUCCUUCGUUUCUGAACUUUUUGAGCAGGAAAAGAGAACUAACUAGAGAAGAAGGGAAGCAACAAUGGUGAGUAAAAGGCAAAAAUUGGCGAAAAAACGAUAUAAAGAAGAGCACCCAGAGCUUUUCCCAAAUCCAGAGCCAACGCCACCGAAAGACCCGAACAAGAAGAAGAAGAAGAAGAAAAACAGCAAGUUCAAGCGCACCAAAGCAGAUGGCAGCGAUUCCAAUAAACCGAAGAAAUCGUCGCACAAAAAGCAUCCGCUUCGAGUCGCUGGAAUGAAGCCAGGCGAGAGCUGCUUUAUCUGCAAAGCGCCUGACCAUAUUGCUAAGAAUUGCCCCAAAAAGUCGGAGUGGGAAAGGAACAAGAUCUGUUUGUUUUGUCGACAAAGGGGACACAGUCUCAAGAGAUGCCCCAACAAGAAUGAGGAACCAAUGGAUAAAAAACUGUGUUAUAAUUGUGGAGAGAUGGGGCAUUCCUUGUCUCAAUGCCUGCAGCCUCUUCAAGAUGGAGGAACAAAAUACGCGCAAUGCUUUAUAUGCAAUGAAACAGGGCACUUGAGUAAAAAUUGCCCCAAGAAUACCCAUGGAAUCUAUCCAAAGGGCGGAUCCUGUAAAAUAUGUGGCGGUGUGACGCAUCUGGCCAGAGAUUGUCCCAAUAAAGGCAUCAGUAAUUUUAAUUCAGGAGAUGUACCUGUUCCACAACGGCUCAACCGGGUCACCAAGUUCGCCAGUGGAGAUGACCUCGACGAUGACUUCACGCCUGCAGUUCCGGUCGAUGAUGAAGAUAAAGAUUCCAAGGCCAAGAAAAAACAGGGCCCAAAAGUGGUCAAUUUUGUCUCUUACUGUUUGGAAGGCGUCAUGGUUUCUGGCCUGGCAAACUCUGCAUCUGGAGUGGCUGUGGUGGAUGACUGUAAGCUCAAAUUUUUGGAGCUAAAGGCAAAAAGGAACUACCGCUACAUAAUCUACAAGAUCAAAGACCAAAAUGUGGUGCCAGACAAACUCGGCCAGCCAGGCGAUAGCUACGAUGAUUUCACGGCCUCUCUCCCUUCCGACGAGUGCCGCUUUGCAGUCUUCGAUUUCGACUUCACCACCACCGAGAAUUGCCAGAAGAGCAAGAUCUUCUUCAUCGCCUGGUCGCCGGAGACAUCCCCGGUGCGAAUGAAGAUGGUGUAUGCUAGCUCAAAGGAUAGAUUCAAGAGGGAACUUGAUGGCAUUCAGGUCGAAUUGCAGGCAACAGAUCCCAGCGAAAUGAGCUUCGACAUCAUCAAGGAACGUGCCAUUUGAAGUAAACUU